Molecule: messenger RNA, 546 nt
Organism: Sphaeramia orbicularis (orbiculate cardinalfish)
Lineage: Eukaryota; Metazoa; Chordata; Actinopteri; Kurtiformes; Apogonidae
Product: gamma-crystallin S-1-like
Exons: 3
Coding region: 1-546 (181 amino acids)
Biological process (GO): visual perception; lens development in camera-type eye
Molecular function (GO): structural constituent of eye lens
Source: RefSeq, a predicted model, not a curated record
AUGGAGAAGAUCGUGUUUUACGAGGAUAAGGACUUCCAAGGGAGGUCCUACGACUGCAAAGGGGACUCUGCUGACCUGCAGAGCUACAUACGAAGAUGCAACUCUCUCAAAGUGGAAGGUGGCUGGUGGGUUCUGUAUGAGCGCAACAACUACACAGGCUACCAGUAUGUGGUUGGUCCAGGAGAGUAUAACAUCUAUCACCACUGGAUGGGCUUCAACAACUGUGUGAGAUCCUGCAGAAUCAUCAAAAAUGCUAAAGGGCCACACAAACUGAUGCUGUUUGAUCAGCCACAGUUUGGUGGACGAUCUCUGGAGCUGACAGAGAACAUCAAAUCUGCACCUGAAAAAGGGCUCAGACUUGAGGUUCAGUCCUGCAAGAUCCUAGAGGGGACCUGGGUGUUUUAUGAACAUCCCAACUUCAGUGGUCGCCAGUACCUGCUGGAGAAGGGAGAAUACCAGCACCACACUGAGUGGGGAGCUCUGAGGGCAACUGUGGGCUCCAUCAGAAGAAUUAUAGAGCAGUCAGAUCCAGACAAUGCCCAAUAA